UACUCGAACAGCUUACAGCUUUCAACUUCCUCCAGACCCCAUCUCUGAUCCCACGUGGCAAUCACUGCACAUCAACACCAUGGACGCCGCACUUAGAAAAGACUUCCGCGACGCCAUCUCGCACAUGCAAGGCCUGAUCAAUACUGCCAACAAUGCUCUUGAAGAUGCUGAAGAGGAGAAACACGACUAUCGGGAGACGAAUCUCGAGCUGCAGAUUAUUUGCUACAACAAGGACCAGAUCAUUGCUGAGCAGAAGAAAGAUCUCGAGGAGCUGGGCAAUGCUGUCCAGACCCUGCACUUGAAAAUCUCGCGCUUGGAGUGGGCCGGCGCGUGCCAGAUACAGGUUGUCGACAAUUUGCAGCGCGACUCGGACAAGCUCGAUGAAGCCAAGGCCAAGCUUGGCAAGGUGAUUCGGGAGCGCAAUGAGGCUCAAGACACCAUCCACGAGCUCAAAGAAGAGAUCAAGAAAGUCCGCCUUAACGAUCAGGAGAGGUUCAUUAACACUGUCGAGGACAUGGGAAACAGGCUUGGCGAUGCCGAGUACCUGGUCCAUACUCAGAAGACGGAUAUCAAAAAGGCCAAGGAGACCAUCUCCAAGCAGAGCACGCAGAUCAAGAAGCUGAAGGCGGACGUGGCGGGUGCCAACCAGACGCGGGACUCGGCGCUGGUCACGGUCAACAACCUGCAAGCCAUGAUUUCUCACAUGCGCAUCACCGCCAACGGCCAGGACAUCAAGAUCACCGACUUGACUCUGGACGGCAAGCGCAAAGCCUGGUCGGCUAGUGUCCAGGAAAACACCAUGAAGCACAUGGAGGACUACAUAGGGCAGGUUGAGGCCAUGCACCUAGACCUAAUGGCGCGCAUCCAGAAGACUGAGGCACGCCUCCAAGCAGCCAAUUCAGCCAAUUCAGCCGUGGGCACCCUGACUGCCUUCCUGGCCUCCAAGGGCCACUCUGUUUUCUGCCUAGUCCCGCAAGCCCCUGCUCAGGGCAGCAGCACCACUAACAACAACUCUGCUCAGCAGCACAAUGCUCAGGGCAGCAGCACCACCAACAACAACUCUGCUCAGCAGCACAAUGCUCAGGGCGGCAGCACUAUCAACAACUCUGCUCAGCAGCACCAUGCUCGGGGCAGCAGCACCACCGUUGCUGCUACUGGCUCUGUUUCCACAUGCUCUGCUCACCCUGAUGUCUCUGGCGCCCGCGCGGCCGAGCGCGAGGCGGCCAACCACCACAGCAUGGUGUUGGCCAAGAGACAGCUGAUUGCCACCCUGAUGGAUAACGCCAUGCCAUCAAGGAGAACUUUUUAGGCGGGCGCUCUGUCAUGACGUCUUCUUUUCGGGCCCUCCGUCACGGCGUCUUUUUUUCGGGCCCUCUGUCACGACGUCUUCUGGGGACCUCUUUCUUUCCUGCUGGCUUGU
This is a messenger RNA of Lasiosphaeria miniovina, 1420 nucleotides long. RefSeq lists its product as uncharacterized. Bases 80 to 1309 code for a protein of 409 amino acids. The transcript has 2 exons. The record is from RefSeq and is a predicted model, not a curated record. NCBI's taxonomy places the organism in Eukaryota, Fungi, Ascomycota, Sordariomycetes, Sordariales, Lasiosphaeriaceae.